UGGGUGAAGUAUCACUUUAAGGUGUUCAUAUUACGUAUCUACUGCUUUCUUUGGUGAGCUAUGCCCGGAACGCAUUGCCGCUCAUUUGUUUCUAACGGACUUAUUUACAGAUGCACAGACACAAGUGCACUGGCUUGCCAUACUGUGACCGUCUUGAAAGAAUCUGUAAACGCUUUUGCGUUAGUUGAAUUGUACAUAUUGUCAAGGACUAAAAAAACAAACAGCAGUUUGCUCUUGGUGAUGUUUAAUUCAGCACAUCAGCAGACACAUCGGACGCAAGUUUUCAUGGAUUUAAAGUCCAAGCCAGUCUCAACGGCCAGACUUUGAUCAAGCGCUGCCAUGUGUGAGCUGAAUACAUAAAGCUUUAACUCUUCCCUCAAACAUUCACCUUGAAAAUGUAUUUUGGACUAACCAUCCCUAUUCUUCGAGGGUGUAUCAGACACUUGAACGGAUCCUCGGUGACGUGUAGAUGCAGAAUAACCUGGAAAAGAAACUACAGCUUUUACAGAGAUGAUGUCAAAUCGGUUAGAGCGGUGCUCAAUCCAGACAUCUCAAAGAUUCGGAACAUAGGCAUCAUGGCACAUAUAGAUGCAGGGAAGACCACCACCACAGAGAGAAUGCUCUACUACUCAGGAUAUACUAGAGCUCUGGGAGAUGUGGAUGAUGGAGACACUGUAACCGAUUACAUGACCCAGGAGAGGGAGAGAGGAAUCACCAUCCAAUCAGCUGCUGUUACUUUUGACUGGAAGGACCACAGAAUUAACCUCAUCGACACACCAGGUCACGUUGAUUUUACUUUGGAGGUGGAGAGAGCUUUACGAGUCUUGGAUGGAGCUGUUGCUGUGUUUGAUGCAUCUGCUGGAGUUCAGGCUCAAACCAUGACUGUGUGGCGGCAGGCAGAAAAACAUCAAAUUCCAUGUGUGUGCUUCCUAAACAAGAUGGACAAACCUGCUGCUAGCUUGAAUUACUCAAUAGACAGCAUAAGGACCAAACUCAAGGCCAACCCUGUUCUCAUUCAGAUUCCUAUUGGCUCAGGGAAGGGAUUCACAGGAUUGGUUGACUUGAUCACAAGGCGGAAAAUGGUUUGGCUUGGAAACUCUCUAACAGACGAUGGCCGUCAUUUUGAGAUCACUGCCCUGCAGGCGUCAGAAGACCCUGAGAUGCUUCAGGCUGUCAGUGAGGCCAGAGGAGCUCUAAUAGAACAGGUAGCAGAUCUAGAUGAUGAGUUUGCUGAGCUGCUGUUGGGAGACUAUGGUGAAAACUUUGAUGCAGUGCCUGCUGGGAAGUUACAAGAGGCGAUAAGGAGGGUUACAUUAGCUCGUAAGGGAGUGCCCGUGUUGUGCGGAAGCUCGCUGAAGAACAAAGGGGUUCAGCCUCUGUUGGAUGCCAUCACUGCUUACCUCCCUGCACCCAAUGAGAGGCACCACGAUGUAGUGCGCUGGUAUAAAGACGAUCUGAGUGCGCUGGCAUUUAAGGUGGUCCAUGACAAACAGAGGGGUCCCCUGGUGUUCGUCAGAAUCUAUUCAGGAUGCAUGAAGGCUCAGUCGGCAGUGCAUAACAUUAACAGGAACGGAACGGAGAGAAUGAGUCGUCUUCUCUUGCCUUUUGCUGAUCAGCACAUAGAAAUCCCCUCCUUGUCUGCAGGAAACAUUGGGCUUACAGUAGGACUCAAACAGACUGUGACAGGUGACACUAUCGUCUCCUCCAAAGCCUCUGCGGCGGCUGCAUUACGGCGAGCUCAGGAUGAAACAAAGAGCGACAAGAGUUCACACAGGGAAAGCAGCAGUUUGGUGCUUGCCGGGGUGGAAGUCCCUGAACCUGUGUUCUUCUGUUCCAUUGAACCUCCUUCUAUGGCCAAACAGGCAGAUUUAGAGCAUGCCCUCAACUGCCUGCAGAGGGAAGACCCCAGUCUGAAAGUCAGAACAGACCCCGACUCUGGACAGACGAUACUGUGUGGCAUGGGGGAGCUGCACAUUGAGAUUAUCCAUGACCGCAUCAAGAGAGAAUACAACAUAGAAACCCAUCUCGGACCCUUGCAGGUGGCCUACAGAGAAACUAUCCUCCAAUCAGCAUCAGCCACAGACAUGUUAGAUCGUACCCUGGGAGAUAAGAGACAUGUAGUUAACGUGGAGCUUACCGUACAUCCUUGGACAGAGUCUGGCACUUCCUGUGACAUCACUUUUGAGGAGGAAGUAAAAGCUCAGCUCCCUGCUGAUGUGAGAGAGGCUGUGGAAAAUGGAGUUCACAGCGCAUACCUUCAAGGUCCUCUGAUGGGUUUUCCUGUACAGGGAGUACAAACAGUCAUCCAGCAUGCGAGUUUGGAAUCGGGCACUUCUGCAGCUAUGGUGUCUGCCUGCGUGUGCCGCUGUAUGCUCAAGGCUCUGAGACAGGCUGGAGGACAGGUUUUAGAGCCAGUAAUGGAUCUGGAAGUGACAUUGGGGGAAGAGCAUCUGAGUCCUGUACUUGGAGAUCUCGCCCAGCGGCGCGGGACCGUGCGUGACAUCCAAAGUCGGCAGGAAGACAAAGUUUUGCUGGCUACAGUUCCUCUGGCAGAAAUGAUGGGCUAUUCAACCGUUAUGCGCACUUUGACUUCUGGAAAUGCCACCUUUUCUCUGGAGCUGUCCAGCUAUGAGUCCAUGAAUACUCAUGACCAGAACAUACUGCUCAACAAGAUGGCUGGACUGGCUUGAGCUGAUAACAAUCAC
Triplophysa rosa is the source of this 2705-nucleotide messenger RNA. It is a transcript of the gene gfm2, whose product is annotated as GTP dependent ribosome recycling factor mitochondrial 2. The record is from RefSeq and is a predicted model, not a curated record. Gene Ontology annotation, molecular function: GTP binding; GTPase activity; translation elongation factor activity. The transcript is spliced from 20 exons. Gene Ontology annotation, cellular component: mitochondrion. Gene Ontology annotation, biological process: mitochondrial translation; ribosome disassembly. Bases 396 to 2690 code for a protein of 764 amino acids. Lineage: Eukaryota; Metazoa; Chordata; Actinopteri; Cypriniformes; Nemacheilidae.